AUGAACUACUCCCUAUGUUUCCCAGCAAGGAUUUUGAAUGAGAACAUCACCCUCUAUAGUGAAUUGAGGGUUAAUUCUACUUUCUCUUUGGAUAAACCUUCUUUGCAAAUCCUGCAAGAAUGGAUCAUUUACCCUCCAUACUCCAAGACGAAGAUGUUCCUGAUCCCACCAAUUUUUUGCCUUCUGGCAGCCAUCCUGGUUAUCCCUUUCAUCUUAUUUGUGAUUUUUUCUCGUGACAACAUCCGUCAGGAAACAAGGUACCUGCUGCUGGCAAAUGCUUUGCUUUGUGAUUUAAUAUAUCUGAUACUCUAUGCUCUAUCUGCCAUUUUCAGUGUGUCCAACCUCAAGUUCUCAAAAUUUGCCUGUGUGAUCCUGUUGUUUUCGCUGGCAAUGACUUACUGUGGAGGGUUAUUAACAGCUGUAGCAAUGGUGCUGGACACCUACUUGGCCAUUUUGUGGCCUUUACAUUAUAUCUCCAUCAUGCCCUCUUCACGGACAAAAGUGCUGAUACUGCUGCUAUGGAUCUUCUCUGGGAUUUUCCCUGGGAUUGUCUUCUUAAUACUAGAGGUCACUCAGAAAUCCAAUGUAUGCCCAGUGGAAAACUGUUCUGUCCCAGUAAUAUUGGUCAUGACUUUACAAGGAAAUGAUGCCGUGAAAUUCUGCUAUGUACUUUCAGUCUCAGCCCUUUUUCUCUGUCUGUCCCUCAUUCUCUGCUGUUAUAUGAUCCUGUAUUUUAAAACAAAACAGUCAGGAAUCUGGAAGAGCAUCUUCUCUAGAGCCAGCGUGACCUUCCUGAUGCAUCACACGAUCUUGUUCUUUCAUUUCUCUCCUCUCUUGGCUGCGGUGGUGGAGUCACUGCUUUACGUCAAUGCUGUCAUUGGGCCACAGACAGGAGUGUGGAUCUCUCUGAUCAUCUGCAAUGUGCUGAUCAUUCUGCCCAAAGCCUUGUCGCCGUAUCUGUGUGCGCUUCGAUACCGGGAGCUAUCCUCACCCCUCAAGUCCUUCCUCAGAUGGAAGCGCAUGACUGCGGUGUCUCCUGCUUCAUCCACUUGA
This is a messenger RNA of Elgaria multicarinata webbii, 1053 nucleotides long. RefSeq names its product G protein-coupled receptor 148 (gene GPR148). Gene Ontology annotation, cellular component: membrane. The transcript has a single exon. Bases 1 to 1053 code for a protein of 350 amino acids. Gene Ontology annotation, biological process: G protein-coupled receptor signaling pathway; detection of chemical stimulus involved in sensory perception of smell. Gene Ontology annotation, molecular function: olfactory receptor activity; G protein-coupled receptor activity; odorant binding. The record is from RefSeq and is a predicted model, not a curated record. NCBI's taxonomy places the organism in Eukaryota, Metazoa, Chordata, Lepidosauria, Squamata, Anguidae.